Lodderomyces jiufengensis is the source of this 2274-nucleotide messenger RNA. RefSeq names its product dolichyl-phosphate-mannose-protein mannosyltransferase (gene PMT4). Gene Ontology annotation, cellular component: membrane; endoplasmic reticulum. The transcript has a single exon. Gene Ontology annotation, biological process: protein O-linked glycosylation via mannose. The record is from RefSeq and is a predicted model, not a curated record. Gene Ontology annotation, molecular function: dolichyl-phosphate-mannose-protein mannosyltransferase activity. The coding region runs from base 1 to 2274 and encodes 757 amino acids. NCBI's taxonomy places the organism in Eukaryota, Fungi, Ascomycota, Pichiomycetes, Serinales, Debaryomycetaceae.
AUGUCUCAACAAGUUAGGAAAAGAGGUAAAAAAUCAACUACUCCAAUUGAAAAUUCAAAUAAUAUAAUUGAUGAAACUUAUCUAAUUAAAAAGAAAAAAGUAACUAUUCAAGAUAAUACUAAAGAAAAUGAAUUAAAAUAUUAUAUAGUUUUAAGUUUCAUCACAGCAUUAGCAUUUUAUUUAAGAUUUACAAAAUUAGGUACUCCAGAUCAAGUUGUAUUUGAUGAAGUUCAUUUUGGUAAAUUUGCAUCAUAUUAUUUAGAAAGAACUUAUUUUUUUGAUUUACAUCCACCUUUUGCUAAAUUAUUAAUUGCAUUUGUUGGUUGGUUAAUUGGUUAUACUGGUAAAUUUAAAUUUGAUGCAAUUGGUGAUUCAUAUAUUGAAAAUAAUGUUCCUUAUAUUGCUUAUAGAAGUUUAUCCGCAAUUCAAGGUACUGCUAUUGUUCCAAUAAUGUUUAUGACUAUGAAGACUUUGGGAUUUCAAGUACCUGCUUGUUUAUUAGCUAGUGUAAUUGUUUGUUUUGAUAAUGCUCAAGUUGUUGAUAGUAGAUUAAUUUUAUUGGAUGCUACAUUAAUUUUAAGUGUUGCAUUAACAAUGUUUAGUUAUUGUAAAUUUUCAACUUUUAGAAAACAACCUUUUACUCAAAAUUGGUGGACUUGGUUAUUAGCUACUGGUGUUUCAUUAUCUUGUGUUAUUUCAACUAAAUAUGUUGGUGUUUUCACUUUUUUCACUAUUGGUUUGGCAGUUGUUCAUGAAUUAUGGAUUUUAUUAGAUUAUCAAAAGGGUUUAACAUUACAAGAUUUUUCAAAACAUUUUUUAGCAAGAUUAUGGGCUUUAAUUGUAGUACCAUUUAUAAUUUAUUUAUUUUGGUUUUAUUUACAUUUUGCAAUUUUAAUUAAAUCAGGUCCAGGUGAUGCUUUUAUGUCAUCUGAAUUUCAAGAAACUUUAUUAGAAUCACCAUUAGCUCAAAAUUCAAAACAAGUUCAAUAUUAUGAUCAAAUUACUAUUCAACAUAAAGAUACUGGUUCAUUUUUACAUUCUCAUGAUCAUGUUUAUCCAUUACGUUAUGAAGACGGUAGAAUUUCUUCAAAUCAACAACAAGUUACUUGUGUUGAUGUUGAUAAUGCUGAACAAGAUCCAAAUAAUCAAUGGGAAAUUGUUCCUAUAAAAGCAGAAGAUGAUGGUAAAAGAGGUAAAGAAGUUAAUACUAAUGAUAUUGUCAGAUUUAAACAUGUAGGAACUGGUGGUUAUUUAUUAACUCAUGAUGUUGCUUCCCCAUUAAAACCAACAAAUGAAGAAUUUACAGUCGUAUUUGAUGAGAAAAUUGAAUCAAGAUACAAUGAAACUUUAUUUAGAUUAAGAUUAAGUGUACCAGGUUCAUCACCAAAGAAACAAAAUCAGAAGAAAAAAGUUAAAACUUUAGCUACAGAUUUAAAAAUUUUACAUAUGGAUACAGUAGUUGCAAUGUGGACUCAUGAUGAUGAAUUAUUACCAGAAUGGGCAUUUGGUCAACAAGAAGUUAGUGGUAACAAAAAGAUUCAAGAUAAGGAUAAUGUAUGGACUUUUAAUAAAAUUACAAACCUAGACAAAAGCGAUCCAAGAAGUAAAUAUAUUCCAAAAGAAAUUAAAACUAUGCCAUUUUUAAAGAAAUGGUGGCAAUUACAAGGAUUAAUGUUUCAUCAUAAUAAUCAAUUAAGUUCAUCACAUCCUUUUGCUUCACAACCUGAUUCUUGGCCAUUAGCUUUAAGUGGUGUUUCAUUUUAUAAUAAUAAUGAUACCAAAAAACAAAUUUUCUUUGUUGGUAAUGUUGUUGGUUUCUGGUUAGAAGUUUGUUUCUUGUCAAUUUAUAUUGGUAUUGUAUUAGCUGAUCAAAUAACCCGAAGAAGAAAUUAUCAUUUAUUAAGUGAUAAAGCAAGAUCAAGAUUAUAUAAUACUUUAGGAUUUUUAUUUGUUGGAUGGAGUGCACAUUAUUUCCCAUUUUAUUUAAUGAAUCGUCAAAAAUUUUUACAUCAUUAUUUACCUGCUCAUUUAAUAGCUGCUUUAUUUUCAGGCGGUUUGGCAGAAUUUAUAUGUUCAAAUAAUUCAAGAGAUGCAGUAAAUGUAAAUCCAAACAUUAAAAAAUUUAAAAUGACUUUAUUGGUAGGGUUAGCUUCAUUAGGUAUAAUUUGGUUUUUCUUUUAUUUUGGACCAAUUACUUAUGGUGAUACAUAUUUAACACCAGAUGAAGUUAAAGCUAGACAAUGGUUAGAUAUAAAAUUACAUUAUGCAAAAUAA